Molecule: messenger RNA, 925 nt
Organism: Telopea speciosissima
Lineage: Eukaryota; Viridiplantae; Streptophyta; Magnoliopsida; Proteales; Proteaceae
Product: auxin-binding protein ABP19a-like
Exons: 1
Coding region: 55-699 (214 amino acids)
Cellular component (GO): cell wall
Molecular function (GO): manganese ion binding
Source: RefSeq, a predicted model, not a curated record
CAAGACUUGAGUACUAGAACCCCAAACAAACACACAAGCAAGUCUCAGUGAAAAAUGUUCCAAAUCUUCAUCCUUGCUGUCCUCUUCUUCUUCUUCUCCUCCCCUUUUCCUUCUCAUGGUGCCGUCCAAGACUUCUGUGUAGCAGACUUCAUGGCCCCAGAAGGCCCUGCAGGCUAUUCCUGCAAGAUGCCUGCAAAUGUCACGGUUGAUGACUUUGUGUUCACCGGCCUUGUCAAGGGUGGUAACACCUCUAACAUCAUCAAGGCAGCAGUGACUCCAGCUUUUGCGGCCCAAUUCCCAGGGGUUAAUGGGCUUGGGAUUUCCAUGGCACGUUUGGACCUUGCACCUGGUGGUGUUGUUCCACUGCACACUCAUCCAGGUGGAUCAGAGGUGCUAGUAGUGGUACAGGGCUCCAUCCUUGCUGGAUUCAUCUCUUCUUCUGCUAAUACUGUUUACAUGAAGACACUCAAGAGAGGUGAAAUCAUGGUCUUCCCAAAAGGGUUGCUUCAUUUCCAGGUGAAUGCACGUGGGAUUACGGCCAUCGCUUUUGUUAGCUUCAGUAGCCCCAGCCCUGGUCUCCAGAUACUGGAUUUUGCAUUGUUUGCCAAUAACUUGCCUUCUGCUCUCGUGGAGAAGACAACAUUCCUUGAUGAUGCCCAAGUGAAGAAGCUCAAGGCUGUCCUUGGUGGUACUGGCUAAUUAGUCUCUCUCUCUCUCUCUCUCUUUCUCUGGAGAGUGCAAAUCCUUCCUUUUCUUCUUCUUCUUAGUUUCCUUCUUUCUACCAAAAGCUAAGCUACUAAGGAUCCUUGUUAUUGAUAUUGUAAGAGCUAAGCAUUAAUCUUCUGCUCAAUUGUAAAUGUAGAUUGAGUUCUUCCUUUGUUUCUCUAAUUGAGAAAAUCAAUUAAAGUUUGUGGUUCAUUGUUCU